Prorocentrum cordatum is the source of this 6516-nucleotide messenger RNA. The record is from the annotation of a GenBank genome assembly. NCBI's taxonomy places the organism in Eukaryota, Dinophyceae, Prorocentrales, Prorocentraceae.
AUGGAGCGGGACGACAAGAAAGCCAAGGAUGCCAUCCCAGAAUGGGACGGCAACCCCGGGCGUUGGCGUCACUUCGAGACGGCUGUGAAGUGGUUCCCUCGCACGCUGAAGCGGCAGGAGAGGGACCUGGCGGCGAACCGGAUCAUCGGGCGCAUGCUGCAGAGCAAGACGAUAGCGAUCAGGACGUUUGCGACCACCCUGGAUCCGGACCGAUAUGAGAAUCCGAAUGGCCACCUCCUCCUCUUGGACGACCUGAGGAGCAGCCCGCUGGGGAAGCUUCCGAUCCCGGACGCGGCCCACAAGAUCAAGCAUUACUACAAGGACUUCAAGCGGCCCAAGGGCGAGACGGUGGGCGCGCUCUUGAUCCGGGAGCAGGACUGCUACUCGGAGAUGGUCCAGGCGCUGGAGCGCCUCCUCGAGGAGAUGGGCGACAAUGACAAGUACAAGCAGUGCCAGGAGUGCUUCGGCUACUUCGAGCGAGACCGAGGCGCAGCUGGACGUGGACAAUGGUACUGCCAGAGGUGCUGGGACACCUGGGACGGCAACCCCGACACCCCGGCGACGGCAGCAGAUGCCGCCCCUGCCGAGGAAGCAGAAGAAGCAUAUGAAUAUGAACGACACUCUACGACGUCUCGCUCGCAGGGCUCUCGAACAGAUCGUUUUCACCGACAAGAAUCCAUGGCAAGCAAGCUCAAGGUUUCGGAGGCGAUGGCAGUGGGCUCUACUUUCUUCGGCCACGCUUCCGGAGUCCUGAAGGUCCUCCGCGGCUUCUUCCUGCUCGAGGCGAUGGACUUCACCGAGAAGGAGAAGCAGGACGUCCGCGUGGUCACGCAGAACCGCUUGGACUUCGACGCGAUCUCCAAGGCCUUGAAGGAGCGCUGGGAGGACAAGGCGCUGGUGCAGCGGGACUUCGGACCGAGGGCUAUGCCUCGGUACGGCCCGGAGUCGGGCCAGCAGUCGGCCCUCGCCGCCGAGUUUGAUGAUGUACACGGGCCUGAUUGGUACGAUGGCUACGCGGCGGCGGUCCAUGCGUGGGAGAACGAAGGGUACGACCACCACGAGGACGAGGACGACUACGAUAUCGAGGAGGAGCCGCAGCUAGCCUCAGAGCCGGAAGGGUCCGAGGCCGUGGAUGAGGAUCUCAACCACCUCAACGAGGAGCUCGAGGCGGCCCAGGCGAUGGCGGCAGAGGCGUCACGCACUCUAGUUCAAGCCAGACAAGCAGUGGCCGCCGCCCAUAAGGAUCGAGGCCCGAAGGGCGGCAAGGGCGGCAAGGGCGACAAGUACCGCGACAGGGACCGCGACCAGAAGGGCAAGAAUGCGAACUACCUGGAGUUUCACACGAUCACGCACGGGUUCGACGAGCUCCAGGGUAUGUACCAGGCAGAGCAGAACGACAGCGGCCUCGCCCCUUCUAAGGCCAUGGUUGAUUGCGGGGCUUCCGCGUCCGCCGGAGGCGAGCGCGCAGUCCAGGCUCUAGUUGCCGCCGUUGCGGCCGCGAACCCCCAGGCCAGGAUCGAGAUCAACCAAAAUGAAAGACCGUGGUUUCGUUUCGGAGACAAUAAGUGGGGCAAGGCACUGUAUAAGGUUUCGGUCGAGUUCGAGCCGGGCUUCGUUUUGGGCAUCUUCGCUCUCAGUCCUGGUGUGCCUCUCGUUUUGUUGGGAAUGACUGCUCUGGAGUCGUGGCCGGCAAUCGUGAAUUUCCGAACCGGGGAGGCUGUGAUUAGGGGCCGACUGGUGCAGCUUCGCAAGACCCCAGUCAAGGGCCAUUGCAUCCUCGAUCUGGUGAAGCACGUUUCCGAGAUCUUAAACCCGACCGAGCAAAACACGGAGGGUCUUGCAAAGGCGUUUCAGAGAUGCGACUUUCGACAAUCCGCAAGCCGGCGUUUCAGCCAGCACGCUUUCAUGGAGGGCAAGGACGAAUGGCAGACAGUCGACACAGAUGCCAACAUGAAGGAGGAGGGCACGGAGGUCAAGUCACCUUCGGCGGCAGCGAGCUCCGGACCUACGACCCAGGUCAAGCGGGAGUUCGUCUUCAACGGCCAGAAGAUGGAGUACGUCACCUCGGAGGGCAAGGUCAAGGAGGGAGAUCCGGGCAGCACGCACCAGGGCCGCAAGAAGGAGAAGCAGAUGGAGCUGGACCCGGCGUUCGCGCUGCAGGUGGACCCCCGCGACCCGAGGACCACACGGGGACCGUGCGGCAAGAUGCAUCGCAAGUACUUCACGGUCAACAACCAGUGGGGCCAGACCAGGACAUGCUAUCGGUGCGGGCUGAGGCUGCUCUACAUCCCGACGACGAAUGCGCCGAUGACGAACCUCAGCAUGCAGCAUCCGAAGUUGGUGGAGUCCGGCCUGGAGUUGGUGCGGCACUGCAACCUGUGGGAGACGGCCAACCACGAGCAGGUGACCGCAAUGAUCAACAUCGCCACCUCCCUCCGGAGGCCCUGGGACCGAGAUCCGCCACGCGCCGGACGCGCUGCUGGAGAUGCUGGGGGCAGCGAACCCCAGGCGCAAGGCCCAGGUGGCGGAACCAGUACCCGGGCAGGUCUGAGCCGGGUGCCGAGGCAGCUUCUGGCUGCCGGACGCCGGAGGUCGCUACUCGCAGGACUGGCCUUGGCCAUGACCGUGGGCACGAUCACCGAGGCGGUGGAGAUCUGCUGCCAUCCCAACAGCAUGCUGACCGACGAGUGCACCAAUAUCGGCCUCAGCAUGGAGAGGAUCAGCAUCGAGAACGGUUACAACCUCAGCACGAAGGCGGGGUUCGAGGCUGCUGGCAAGAAGCUGGACGAGGUGAUGCCGAAGCGGGCUUGGAUAUCGCUACCAUGCACGCUAUGGACUUCGCUCACGAACUUCAACUACCAGACCCCAGAGGCACGUGCACGCCUAGAGAAAUACCGACUUCGAGACCGACGACGUGUGAAGUAUGGAGUUCUCCUGUUGCUAAAGAUUGUUGACGACGGAGGCGAGAUCUACUUCGAGUGGCCCCACAGGUGCCAAGGCUGGAAGAUUCCCGAGCUCAAAUUUCUCCGUAUGGAGUUGAGGCGUCGGGGCCGACACGUCUUCGAGGAUCGGAUCGACGGGUGCAUGUACGGCCUCAGGGACUACAACACCAACGAGCUCGUCGAGAAGGGCUGGAGGAUCCUGACCACCGACCCGGAGUUCUCCAAGGUCGCGACCGUGUGUGACCAUUCACACGGUCACCGAGUCAUCAACGGGAAGCAGCACACCGCAGCCACCGCCUACUACCCGCAGGCGAUGUGCAAGGCGAUCGCCCGGCUGUGGCAUGCUCAACUCCGGAAACCGAUCGACCUCAACAUGGCCCUGGAGAACCCUGCUGUCCUGGACCUCGAGAAUGCCUACCUGAUGGAGCGGGACACCGGGAGCAUCUACGUCGCUGAGCCCACGGAUCUCGAGAGGGAGCAGGUGCGCGCGAUUUUGAGCAGGAUCCACAAGGCUGCAGGCCACCCAGGGAACGAGCACUUGGCGUACUGGUGCAAGAAGCGGCAGUGCCCACGCUGGAUCAUCGAAGAAGCGAUCUACCUUCGCUGCGAGGCGUGCGACCUGGUCAAGCACGGCCUCUCCCACAAGGUCAAGGCGAGCCUCGAUAUCCCCAUGGCACCUUGGCAGGCAGCCGUCAUGGACGUUUCUGACCUGACGUUCCCGGACUUGAAUGUGAAGGCCCGGUUUCUCCUCAUCGCAGAGGUCGCCACCGGCCUGAUGGGCGGGGACAUCACUGCGAAGAUCGGCCUCAAGGACAAGGGCACCGAUUCGUCAGCUACGCUGUUCACGACGUUUGCCAGAGCCUACCUUCAACAUUAUCCAAAGCCAAGGUGGGUUUUCGUCGAUCCUCAGACCUCUUUUGUGGGCGGCGAGUUUAAAGACAACUGCCAGUUGGCCGGCAUCGGCGUCUCAGCGAAACCAGGAGGAGCACAUUGGAUGGCUGGCGACAUCGAGCGCCGCAUCUCGAUCGUCAAGCAGGUGAUGAGGAAGCUUCGCCUACAAUAUCCCAAACUGAGUCCCGAGACCGUGUUUUACAUCUCGAUUGCGGCGGCCAACAACAUGGACAACAUCAAGGGCUACACGCCGAUGCAGUGGGCUUUCGGGUUUUCUCCGACCGAGGACCCUAUCUUGGCGCACAACGCAGCUACCGGCAAGUUGAAGUCCGACUUCUUCGAGAUCGAGCGGGCGCGAGCGGACGCGGAGGCCACCUACCUGAAGGAGAAGGCUUCCAGGAAGAUCUCAGAGCUUAAGAACUCAGCCCCACGACCUCGACAUGAAUAUAAACGAGGCGACUGGGUCUGUGUCUGGCGGUCGCAUGCCGCGACAGGAAAACGAAAGCUCUCAGGGCAGGACUUCUUCACGGACGGCUUGUUCAUCGGACCGGGUCGGGUCUUGUUCUCCGAGCCGGCGGUUCAGACCGGCAACAAGGACGGCGUGAUCUGGGUCAUCAUGGGCAACCGAUGCUGGCGCUGCGCAGCUGAGCAGCUGCGGCCAGCCACGCAGUCGGAGAUCGUCCAGAUCAACCUGAAGAAGGACGACAUCCUCAACAGUCCGCUCGAGGACGUCUGGAGGCACCUCCAGGACUUUGACGACAUAGCCGGGGAGCCCUACCCAACGGCAGAUGGCAUGAGGAUGCUGCCGCGGCAACCUCUUGAAAGCAUGCCGAGGGUGAUCGAGAACCCCGAUGUGGCCGUGGAACCCCACGACGUCACGGAGGCAGAGGGCGACCAGGAGGUAGACGAGGACAACUCAGCACCAGAGCCACCACAGAUCAAGCGAACAAGAGUGAGAGGCAAGACGCCGACUGCGUCGUGGCCACCUGUUCCGACCGAGGCUUUCCAACCGCGUUUUGGGAGAUCAUCUUCAUCAAGAGCCUCAGCUGAAGUUGCUCACGCUGCCCUCUUCCAGGCGGCGAGCGACCACGCGGAAGCCAGCGAUAUCGACAUUAUCAACUUCGUGCAGGAUCCGAAUAACGAGUCCGAGAUGGACCUGAUGAAGAUCGAGAUCGAGGCCGACCUUGAGGAGUUCUGCUUCGAUGCGAGCGCUUACUUGGAGAAGCAGCUGAACCGCGUGGCCAACAACACGGUCAAGAAGGGCGUGGAGGUUUCGUUCGGCCGCCUGAGCCCCGAAGACAAGCCACUGUUCCAAGAGGCAAUGGCACGGGGGCUGGCGGAACAUCUGGAAGUACCGACAGUCCGGGCUGCAUCUGAUUACGCUGACUACAAUCAUGGAAAAGAUAUUCCAGCGGACAAGCUGAUCAAGAUGAGGUGGCUACUGACCUGGAAGCCUCUGACGCCACCUGAACCGCCGGACAAGUCGGACCCACACCCCGUGAGCACGCCGGACGGGAAGUUCAAGGCGAAGGCCCGUAUCAUUAUGUUGGGCUUUUCACAUCCAGACCUUGUCAGUCGAGACAAGUUCGGAGAUCGGAACCUGCUGAAGGAGAUGCUGCGGUGGUCUCCAUGGCGAAGCACGCCGUGCAUGUGGGCAGGCACGUGGAUCACACAGGAGCCGUCGGGUAAGAUCCAUGCCAGCCAGGAGGAGUUCUGUCACCAGCUCCUCGAGAUCAGGGUCGAGUCCGGCAAGUAUCGCUCGAAGGAUGACAAGCUCAAGCCGGAGGACGUCACCCAGUUCAGGGCGGGCCUGAUGAAAUGCCAGUGGAGAACGACGCAGACAGCACCGCAGUUCUCGUGCCGGGUGCCACUGUUGGCUCAGCGGGUGAACGAGGCGACGUUCGGGGACCUGAAGGACACGAACGCCCUCAUACGAGAUGUGAAGCGGACCGCUCGUGACUCAUUGGUGUUCCACAACUUCAACAGCAACUGCGGCGGUAAGCUGAAGUGGGACGACCUAGUGAUUGCGACGUGGGUCGGCGCAAGCAGGCUACUCCAACGAGGCGGCUACAUCGUGGGUUUCACGACGGCCGAGAUUCUCAAGCAGAAGGAAUGUGCAGUCUCUAUCGCCGACUGGAGAUCGUACAAGCUCAAGCGCACCGGCAUCGGCACCAACGGCUGCGAGGGCCAGGCUGUGUACGACGGAGAGAACGCCGCGUACUUGAUGCGCUUGCUGUGGUCAGUCAUGCACGGAGUUCCAGUUACCGCGCACACCCAGGAGGAAGUGGCGCAAUCCAUGACCUCAGUGCUGGUGAUCGACAGUCGUGGAGUUCACGACUCGGUUCGCAACAAGGAGAGCUUCGGCAUAGGCCUGAGCGACGCGAGGACCGGCGUGGAGGUAUUGCACGUGAAGGCGAACUGCGGGCCCGAGAAGAAUCAGCACCUGGUCUGGGUGCCCUCGGACCUCAACCUCACCGACGGCCUCACGAAGGACAGUCCUGAGGCUAGGAAGCCUCUGGCGAUGUGGCUUGCGCGGCGCACCUGGAUCAUCAGGUACGACGAGGAUUUCAUGUCAGCCAGGAAACGACAACGAGCUAACAAACUCGCUCAGGACAAGCCGCAGCCGACUACUGACGCUGAAGCCGAGGCCGCCGACGCUUUAGCUUUUCUCGACCUAUCUUGA